This is a messenger RNA of Chrysochloris asiatica (Cape golden mole), 1256 nucleotides long. It is a transcript of the gene GAPDHS, whose product is annotated as glyceraldehyde-3-phosphate dehydrogenase, spermatogenic. NCBI's taxonomy places the organism in Eukaryota, Metazoa, Chordata, Mammalia, Afrosoricida, Chrysochloridae. Gene Ontology annotation, biological process: glucose metabolic process. The transcript has 11 exons. Bases 1 to 1245 code for a protein of 414 amino acids. Gene Ontology annotation, molecular function: NADP binding; oxidoreductase activity, acting on the aldehyde or oxo group of donors, NAD or NADP as acceptor; NAD binding. The record is from RefSeq and is a predicted model, not a curated record.
AUGUCAAAGCGCGACAUCGUCCUCACCAAUGUCACCGUUGUCCAGCUACUAAGACAGCCAUGCCCAGUGACCAGACCACCACCCCCACCUGAGCCCAAGGUUGAAGCACAGCCAGAGCCCCAGCCAGAACCCAAGCCCAGACCAGUCAUAGAGAUUGUAGAACCACCACCGCCAUCAACACCACCACCACCGCCGCCGCCGCCACCACCACCACCAGUAAUUACGAUUUCUCCCAUGGAGGAGCUGACUGUUGGCAUCAAUGGAUUUGGACGUAUUGGUCGCCUGGUGCUGCGUGCCUGCAUGGAGAAGGGUGUUAAGGUGGUGGCGGUGAAUGAUCCGUUCAUUGACCCUGAAUAUAUGGUGUACAUGUUCAAGUAUGACUCCACCCACGGCAGAUAUAAGGGGAAAGUGGAAUGCAAAAAUGGACGGCUGAUCGUAGAUAGGCAAGAGAUCAGUGUUUUCCAGUGCAAGCAGCCCAAAGAAAUCCCCUGGAAGGCUGUCGGGAGCCCCUUUGUGGUGGAGUCCACGGGUGUGUACCUCUCCAUAGAGGCAGCUUCGGACCACAUCAUGGCAGGUGCCCAACGUGUGGUCAUCAGUGCCCCCUCACCAGAUGCGCCCAUGUUCGUCAUGGGUGUGAAUGAGAAGGAAUACAAGCCUAGCACCAUGAAAAUCGUCAGCAAUGCAUCCUGUACCACCAACUGCCUGGCCCCCCUGGCCAAGGUCAUCCAUGAGAGAUUUGGAAUUGUGGAAGGGCUGAUGACCACAGUCCAUUCCUACACGGCCACCCAGAAGACCGUCGAUGGACCAUCGAAGAAGGCCUGGAGAGAUGGACGGGGGGCACACCAGAACAUUAUCCCAGCCUCCACAGGGGCAGCCAAGGCCGUAGGCAAAGUCAUCCCAGAGCUCAAAGGGAAGCUGACGGGAAUGGCAUUCCGAGUGCCCACUCCGGACGUGUCUGUCGUGGACCUGACCUGCCGCCUGGCCCAGCCUGCCACCUACUCGGAUAUCACAGAGGCCAUAAAAAUGGCAGCCAAGGGGCCCAUGGCUGGCAUCCUUGCCUAUACCGAGGAUGAGGUGGUCUCCUCGGACUUCGUCACUGACCCCCAUUCCUCCAUCUUCGAUGCCAAGGCCGGUAUAGCUCUCAACGACAAUUUCGUGAAGCUCAUUUCCUGGUACGACAACGAAUAUGGCUACAGUCACCGGGUGGUCGACCUCCUGCGUUACAUGUACAACCAAGAGAAGUGAAGGGCAAGUCC